AUGCAGGUUUACCGAUCCCCUCUUGUUCGUUGUAUUUCUUCAUCUCACGUCCGCUUCGUCUCGGCAGACGCGGCAAAAUCUAGCGUACAGCGACUCGCAGCCAGCUGGGACGAUAUUCAUAUUCCAUCCCGCACGGAAGUCAAGCAAGCUCAAAGAACCGGCUCUCUGAGCUCUCGCUUGGCUGCUAGAAGGCCCAAUCCCGCAUCAUUUUCUGCUACCCCAAAUGUUCCAACCCCUACAGUAAUUCCUGUUGCGCCUAAUCAAGCAGCGUCAGUCGUACGCAGGACCGGUCCCCCAAAACGCGUAUUAAAACCCGCUCCUCCAAUGCCCGCCCGAAAACCCGAUGUCACCCUGCAAUCAGCAGCGGACACAUUGGAUGACCUCUUUCAAGUCAUUCCAGAUGAGUCUUCUUCUCGCAAUGACUCUUGGGAAAAGGGCUUGGAAACCAUGAAACAAACCGUCCGGUCCCCUUCGAGACCGAGAAACGUGAAUGGCAGAAGCUGGACGCCCGAAGGUGGCAACAAAGUUACAGGUCGUGUUAAUACCACUCCCAGAGUCGCACGGAACGCUGGUACGGGUAAUCAAAAGAUCAGUAAAUCCUCGAGAGAGGAGGAAGACGACAAAAGGAGCUUGAGCGCAGAAUCGAAUGUGGAGGAUGACGAGGACGCAGAAAUUUAUUUGGACGAUACCGUUAUUGACGGAGUAUCUCUCCUGGCCCCUCGACCUGGUCAGCCUGCUCAAUUAUGGUACGAAAGUAUCAUAAAGCAAAACCGAGAACCCGAUGGCCCGCGUGUCAUCUAUCCCGACAUCGAUAUUUCUGCGGACUUACACGACUUAUUUGGUGUGGACAGUGCUCAACAUCGGAGCAUCAUGGUAUCCAAUCUUGGUGCUUUGAAUCGAGGACUUCUUCGUCCGGCGGUUAAGAAAGGCAAGGUGGACUACCAGGUUCGAAAAGUUAUGCGUAGGUAUGGUGGUGACUACUCGCAUCUGCAGCCCAACUUGGUUCCGACAGAACUGAGGAAGAAAAUGCGACCGUCGCAACUCGCACGACUGACCAUGUCUCGACGAAACGAGGCAAGCGCCACGCAGAGGAAAACAUUCGAUGCCCUCAUUUCAUCGACCCUUAAAAAUGUAGACACUGUAGAGCAACCCAUUCGCGCAUAA
Lentinula edodes (shiitake mushroom) is the source of this 1164-nucleotide messenger RNA. RefSeq lists its product as uncharacterized. The transcript has 3 exons. The record is from RefSeq and is a predicted model, not a curated record. Bases 1 to 1164 code for a protein of 387 amino acids. NCBI's taxonomy places the organism in Eukaryota, Fungi, Basidiomycota, Agaricomycetes, Agaricales, Omphalotaceae.